CGACAUCAAUUGUCACUUCGUGAAAAUAGUAAAAAUGUCUAAACGUAAAGUCGUGUCUUGGUUUUAAAUUUUUAUAUUUAUUUCAAUUUGUUUAGCAUGAAAUGUGCUAAUUAUCGCACAAUAAAUUCAAUAUGGAACUGUUGUCAAUAUUGUGGAAUAUUAUUUUAAUAGGACUCGUCAUAGUACCAAUAUUGUUUGUUGCGAUAUGUGUAGUGCUUUAUCUGGUAACAGAUCCAUAUCCAAUAGUUAUGAGAUAUGAAGAUGAGAAGACAUAUAGGGAUAGUAAAACUGGUGCACGACACAAGUUUCCUGAUCUCGAGCAGCCGUUUAGCGUUAACUUGAGUGUGGUGGUGCCUGCAUAUAAUGAGGAAGACAGGUUACCAUCUAUGCUGGAGGAAACGAUAGAGUUCCUCGAAAAGAGGCUUCAAGAUCAUCCUUCAUAUAAAUACGAGAUAAUUGUAGUAAGUGACGGCAGCCGAGACAAGACUGUGAAGGUAGCUGAGUCGUUUGCGGAGAAGUAUGGCUCGGAGAAGAUUAGGUGCCUCGAGCUGGUCAAGAAUAGAGGGAAAGGUGGAGCUGUGCGAUUGGGUGUACAAAGUUCAAGAGGCGCAACCAUUUUGUUCGCGGACGCUGAUGGCGCGUCCAAGUUCGAAGACUUGACGAAACUGGAAGCAGCUUUGAAGGGACUGGUGAAAUGUGACCCUCUGACCCAGCCCAGCGAGGUCAGUGACCAGCUGGCCUUGGCUAUUGGCUCCAGAGCUCACCUGGAGAAAGAGUCCUUGGCUACCAGGAGUGUUUUCAGAAACAUACUAAUGUACGGGUUCCACUUCCUCGUGUGGCUGUUCACGGUGAAGGGCAUCAAGGACACGCAGUGCGGCUUCAAGCUGUUCACGAGGCGAGCCGCCAAGGUCUGCUUUCAGAGUCUACACGUCAAUAGAUGGGCUUUCGACGUAGAGCUGUUGUACAUAGCGCAAAAACUGAACAUUCCUAUAGCUGAGAUUCCUGUGCGAUGGACUGAAAUCGAGGGGUCCAAGGUCACUCCGGUAUUAUCCUGGAUCCAGAUGGGUCUAGACCUGGGCAUCAUUUGGCUGAAGUAUAUGAUUGGCGCGUGGAAGAUCAAAAGUGAUAAGGUAGACUAAGGGAAAUGUGGCGAGAGCCAUUUAUUUUUAUUGUAUCUUACAGUACAUAUUAAAUGUAAUAUCCCAUGUU
Messenger RNA from Amyelois transitella, 1209 nucleotides. It is a transcript of the gene wol, whose product is annotated as dolichyl-phosphate beta-glucosyltransferase. Gene Ontology annotation, cellular component: endoplasmic reticulum membrane. The transcript has 6 exons. NCBI's taxonomy places the organism in Eukaryota, Metazoa, Arthropoda, Insecta, Lepidoptera, Pyralidae. The record is from RefSeq and is a predicted model, not a curated record. Bases 132 to 1139 code for a protein of 335 amino acids.